Olea europaea var. sylvestris is the source of this 2151-nucleotide messenger RNA. Its product is annotated as cleft lip and palate transmembrane protein 1 homolog. Gene Ontology annotation, cellular component: membrane; endomembrane system. NCBI's taxonomy places the organism in Eukaryota, Viridiplantae, Streptophyta, Magnoliopsida, Lamiales, Oleaceae. The transcript is spliced from 12 exons. The record is from RefSeq and is a predicted model, not a curated record. Bases 191 to 1939 code for a protein of 582 amino acids.
UGCAAAGCCAACUCAUAUUCCCACUAAAACACCAUCUCUUAGGAUAUAGUAGUUAUAUAUAAAUAUCUAUACCUAUUGAUCUCACCAUCAACUUCCUCUCUGGCGGCGGCGGUGGUGCUGUGGUGUCGACGCAUUACAAUCAAAUAAUCCCUUUGGCCGCAAAUCAUAACUGUCAAACAAAACAAAAGAGAUGGCGCCGCCGGCAGCAGGUGGUGCUGAAGUUGCUGCUGGAGGGAGGCAGCAGCAAGGAGUUGGUAAGAUGCUUACUGGAAUAAUUAGGGUGGCAGUUUUCUGGUACUUCGCUUCCAAAUUCUUCAGUCCGAAGCGAUCUCCCACCGAGCCAUCUCAACAGAUCUCCAAUCUCUUUCAAAGAGGCGAACCUUUGGAUAUGUGGUUAUACCUUUCGGAAAAGGAAAAUUUUAUUGAUUUUGGUGGAUCUCCUGUUUGGCACGAGACAAAUAUACCUUAUGCAGUUUGGAACCCGAAGAGCACCAGAACUUUAUCAUUGAAGUAUCAUCCUUCUGAGGCUCUAAAGCGCAAUGGGAGUCUUUAUGCUCAUGUUUUCUUUGCACGUUCUGGCUACCCACCAGAUCCCAACUAUCCCGAGUACGAGCCAUACACUGCUUUUGGGCGGACCUACUCUGUUGUAACAUAUUUGCCCAGGUCGAAAGCUGACAAAAAGAAGAGUCUGUUGGGCGACUCAGAAGACUCCACUGAUGGUGAAAAUGUGUCUGAGGUUGUUGGCGAUGCUCAAGUUGAUAACAAGGAGGACAGACCAGUUGAAUGGAUUGCAUAUUGGAAACCAAACAUGACAAUAAAUUUAGUUGAUGAUUUCACGAGAUAUUCUGCCAAUGCAGUUCCACCAAAUAUUGCUCCUUACUUGAAUAUCGAGCCUAGCCAGCGAAGCUAUUAUCCAACUGUCUUCUUCAAUGAGUUUUGGUUACUUCGAGAUAAGUUAAUACCAAUCAACGAGACAGUGGAGGAGUUACCACUGCAUCUGGAAGUAGGUCCCAUAAGCAUGACCAAAUGGCAGCUAUUCCUGCAGAUGGAUCAAUCUUUCCAGAUCCACAGGACUUAUGGAAGCAUGCUGGAAGGCGAAGCUGAUGAACUUAAGAGAGUCUUCCUGGAAGGGAAUCCAUACCUUCUGGCAGUAACAAUGGUUGUUUCAGUGCUACAUUCUGUAUUUGACUUCUUGGCUUUCAAGAAUGAUAUUCAGUUUUGGAAUAAAAACAAGUCCAUGGAAGGACUGUCUGCAAAGUCAGUUAUCGUCAACUUUAUUUGUCAGCUUAUUGUCUUCCUCUAUCUUCUUGACAAUGAAACUUCAUGGAUGAUACUUGCAAGUUCUGGUAUUGGUUGCUGCAUUGAGUUCUGGAAAAUAGGAAAAGCCAUGCACAUUGAGCUUGACAGUUCUGGUAAGAUACCAAUGUUGAGGUUCCGAGACCGGGAGUCAUAUGCUAAAAACAAGACGAAGGAAUAUGAUGAUCUUGCUAUGAAGUAUUUGUCAUACAUUCUUUUCUUGCUUGUUGCCUGUUUCUCUGUGUACUCCCUGAAGUAUGAACGCCACAGGAGUUGGUACUCUUGGAUUCUCUCAUCCCUUACUAGCUGUGUUUAUAUGUUCGGUUUUAUUAUGAUGUGCCCUCAAUUGUUCAUCAAUUAUAAGCUGAAGUCUGUCGCGCAUUUACCUUGGAGGCAAAUGACAUACAAAUUUCUAAACACGAUCAUUGAUGAUCUCUUCGCAUUUGUAAUUAAAAUGCCAACACUGCAUCGGCUUUCUGUUUUCCGUGAUGAUAUCAUAUUUUUGAUAUAUGUGUAUCAACGAUGGGUUUAUCCAGUGGACAAGAAAAGAGUAAACGAAUUUGGUUUCGCUGGGGAGGAUGAUCAUGCCUCUAGUAGUCCAGAUGCCAUAGAACAAAAGGAAGAUGAGAAGAAAACUAACUAAUCUUGUUUCAUUGAAACUUUUUGAUAUUUUAAUUGCAUAAAAAAAAAAAAGUAAAAUUAUGACCUAAUAUUCAUUUUCAUCUCUAGUUAUGUACUUGUCAGAGAGUUUCUCUGUAGGUAUUAAUUAUUUUGAGACGUUCCAUUCGAUUAGUUUCACAUACAUGAAAGAUUGCCUCUCUGAUAAUGAUAUGGUUGGUUUCUAAAGUUCUGUAA